AUCUAUACACAAUUGGCAUCGUCCGACAGGUAGAGGCAUCCGAAACCAUCCACCAUGAGCACGCAAUCUUCCCCUCGAAAGUCGGCGGAAGCGUCGUACUCUUCGCCAGGCGAGCCCUCCAGAAGCGAUGAGCAGACACUCGAGCCUAAUCCCGAUACUCCAGACGACUCGGAGAUCCACCUUGAAAAGGAGGUCCUCCCGGAAUCAGACCCCAACAUAGACGGCGGCUACGCCUGGGUGAUAUGCUUCUGUUGCUUCUUGUUGAAUUUUAGCACCUGGGGCAUGAACUCGGGGUUUGCCAUCUACUUUGCAUACUAUCUCAACAACGAUACCUUUGACGGGGCCACCAAGAUCGACUACAGCUACAUCGGAGGUAUCGCGUUCGGUGUGGGGUUGUCGUUGUCGCCCGUAAUCAACUACAUCUAUGGACAUUUGGGCACCCGGUGGACCAUCAUCAUCGGCAACUGUGCUCAGUUCACCGGGCUUAUGUUGGCCUCCUUUUCGGUCAAGUUGUGGCAGUUGUACUUGACGCAGGGGUUGUUGCAGAGUGUGGGGUUGGGGUUGAUCACCGUGCCCAAUCUCACCAUCUUGCCACUGUACUUCAAGAAGAGACGGUUGUUUGCCAGCAGUUUGGCGUCCGCAGGUUCGGGUGUGGGAGGUAUCUGCUUCAACUUGGGAAUGCAGCGGGUGGUCGAGUCCAAGUCGGUAUUCUGGGCGUUGCGGGUGCAAAGUAUCAUUGGCUUUGGCAUGAUCUGGAUCGCUGUGUCGCUCAUCAAAACUCCUCGCACUGGCUCGGUCAUCAAAUAUACCUCUUUUGAUAUGCCUGUGUUCAGAAAUCCUGGAUUCUGGUUGUUGGCGUUUUACGUCAUCACCUGUAUGUUCGGAUACGUUAUCGUGUUGUAUACGUUGGCCUCGUUUACGUCCUCGCUCGGAUAUUCCGAGUACCAAGGCUCCAUUUCGUCCGCCAUGGUCCAGCUAGGUUCCACGAUAGGAAGACCCACUUUUGGCUCCUUGGCUGACAGAUACGGGGCUCUUACCAUGGCUACGCUGGCAUAUUUUCUCUGUGCCGUUUUCUGUCUUGCCAUGUGGAUCCCUGCUCGGAACUACGCCACUGUCAUUGUGUUUGCCUUGGUGGAAGGGUCCAUGAUGGGAUCUAUCUACGGCCUGAUUUCACCCAUCGUUGCUGAGACUUUUGGGAUCUCCAAGAUGAACGUCAGUUUCUCUAUGCUUUGGGUGCUUUUGGGUGCUGCUGGUCUCUUCUCACCAGUCAUCGGGGUCAAAUUGACAACUGGACAAGGAGGUGAAGUCGAUCCAACCCAGUACAGAUAUUGUUCGGUGUUUGCUGGAGUUUCGUUCUUCUUCUGCUCAUUAAGUCUUUUCUUGCUCAGAGGAUAUAUUACUGCAAGAAACUUGCUUUACGAUAACGGUGAGUUGGAUGCCGUAGACUAUACCGACUUGAAGGUGCCAUUGGGAAUGAGCAUCAGAAGCUGUCUUAAGAAUAGCAAGCGUAAGGUAUAAUUAGUGCUUCCUACAACUUCAAGAAAUUUGGAGUAUUUAAUAACCUUCUAUCCAUCUAAGAGAUUUGGGGUGUUUGAGGGCUUCCAUACAUGCCUCCUCCAGAAAUUUGGGGUAUGGCCUUCCAUAAUAUCCUCCUCAACCUACACUAAAUCCACCAAGUUGACUUACCUCACCAUAACGGGUGAUUUACUCAUAUGAUUUCGUUGGUACUUGCAUCGGAAAGUACAUCGAAAUCAAUGUGGUUUGCAUAUGUUAUUGAAAAUCCUGCCACCUCUUUGCAUUAUGAUAGAUAUAUAAAAUUAAUAUUAACGCCUGGCAGUAAUUAGGCGUAGAUUUGCCUUGUCCCUGAGAAAUAUUAGGCAAAAAUUCGGA
Messenger RNA from Suhomyces tanzawaensis NRRL Y-17324, 1890 nucleotides. RefSeq lists its product as uncharacterized. The transcript has a single exon. Gene Ontology annotation, molecular function: transmembrane transporter activity. NCBI's taxonomy places the organism in Eukaryota, Fungi, Ascomycota, Pichiomycetes, Serinales, Debaryomycetaceae. Bases 55 to 1518 code for a protein of 487 amino acids. Gene Ontology annotation, biological process: transmembrane transport. The record is from RefSeq and is a predicted model, not a curated record.